Messenger RNA from Camellia sinensis, 2163 nucleotides. RefSeq names its product CLK4-associating serine/arginine-rich protein. NCBI's taxonomy places the organism in Eukaryota, Viridiplantae, Streptophyta, Magnoliopsida, Ericales, Theaceae. The record is from RefSeq and is a predicted model, not a curated record.
UAUUUCUACACCCCACGGCCACCGAACCGAUUCGUUUACAUUUUACACUCUCUCUCUCUCUCUCCUCCAUCGAAAGGACUUCCUCCAUAAUUAGGGUUACUCUCCCUCCAUCAAUCUACACCCAAACCGAAUCUGAAUUCACAGAGAGAGAAAGUGAGAGAGAGAGAGAGAGAGAGAUGUGGCACGAAGCUCGGAGGUCGGAGAAGAAGGUCCACGAUAUGAUGGACGCAGCUCGAAAGAGAGCUCAGAGACGGGCUGUCUAUCUCGCCAAGCGUCGUGGCGAUCCUCAGCAAUCCAUCCAAGUUCUCGGAUCUCGCUCUCGCAUGUACCGCGACGAUGGCCUCUACCAGGCCACCCAGGAUCAGCAAGGCCUGAUCCCUUGGAAUGGGAAAGAAGAUAUUAUGAUUGAUAGAUUUGAUGGCCGUGCUCUUCUUGAUUAUAUUCGAGAUUCUAGUUCCCGACGUUUUCGGACCCCUGAGAAGACAGAGGAAGAAGAAGAAUUAGAAGAGUUUGUUAAUUUUGAGCGUUAUCGGGAUUUAAUUAAGCAUCAGCGUAGAGGAUUUACUGAUGAGGAAGGUUUGCAACAUGUGAAUCAAGAGAUGGAAGCAAAGAUUGCUACUCCAUUUGGAUCUGACAGAUCACAUCCGGCUCAGGCUCCAGCAAGCAAGGGCUCAUAUUCGCAGGUGGGUUUCUCUUAUGAAGGAGAUGGAAAAGAGGAAACUCAUUAUUCAGAUGGUGAUGAUGAGGAUGAGGAUGAUGACAAUGAUGAUGAUGAGGAUUUUAACAGUGAUGAUAGCAAUGAUGAAGAGAUGGAGAAAAUUGCAAAAGAAUUUGGUGUAAAGAGGUAUGGUUGGCUUGUUUACAUGGACAAAAAAGCUAAAGAGGAGGAAAAGAAGCAAAAAGAAGUGGUCAAGGGGGAUCCUUCAAUUAGGAAGCUUAGUCGCAAGGAACGGAGGAAGGCUUCUCAGAUAGGAAGAGAGAGAGAAAGAGAAGCUGCCCAAAUUACUGGCACUCGUGUGCUUCAUCACGAUCCUUACAGGGAGACUAGACGAAGUCCAACUUAUGAAGCCUAUUCUCGUUCUAGAAGAUCCAGAUCGAGGUCUCGGUCAUACUCCCCAUCACACUCAAGGCGCUAUGCCCGUGGUGUGCAUUCUGAUGAUAGCCAUCGAAGCAAAUCAAAGGCUGCCAAAAUAGAGUAUAUUACUGAAUUUGGGGGAUCUGCUGAUGGGGAUGAACCGAAGUUUGAAGGAUUCUCUCCACCACCUUCUCCUCCGCCCCAAGCUGAUCUGUUGAACCGGCCAUCGUCUGGUCAGAUACUUGAGGCCCUGCAUACUGAUCCUGCUUCCAGUGUAUCCCUUGACAAGGAACAGAGUACUAAAGUGUUGAAGCCACUAGUGAGCACUUCGUCUGCAUUAGCAAAGUUGAGCAAGUCUACUAGUAGUGGAGGCCUUUCUAUAUCAGGGGAGAAGAAGGAAACACCUCAAGAGCGACUUAAACGAAUCAUGAGCAGACAACUUAACAAACAAAUUAAGAAGGAUACUGCUGUUGAAAUGGCCAAGAAACGAGAACAGGAGCGCCAGAGGCUUGAAAAGCUUGCAGAAACGAGCCGAUUAAGUCGAUAUAGGCGUCACAGCCGCAGCAGAAGCAGAAGCUAUAGUCGAUCUCCUCCAAGAAGAUAUAGGAGGAGCAGAAGUCGAAGUAGAAGCAGGAAUUCUCGCAGAUAUAAUUCACGGUCUCGUUCUCCCUCCCAUUCUUGUUCUCACUCUCGUUCCAUCUCCCGGUCUCGCUCUCCAAGGGUAAGGAGCCGUUCAAGGUACUAAUAAAGAUAUUGUAGCUGGGGUGGCACUGAGGAUAAUGUGCACGUGGUAGUGUUUUUAUCUGAAAAUUUAAAAAUAGUAAGAAGAGGAGAAGAAAAAAAAGGAAAAAGUGGUGCAGCUACCUCUUAUGUCCUUGAAUGUGGAAUGUACAGUGUCUUUUUGUGAAGACAAGGUAUAACACUCUGCAAUCACUUAUGCUUUGUUCUGAGCUCAAAUAUUUUGUAAGUUAAACUGCAGUGUAUGUAGGAUGAUUGUGAGUAAUUAAUAUUAUUGGACAUUGUAUAAUCAAUACUUCACUAUCAUUCAUUUCCUUCUUGUGCUAGUAGGCAUUUGAAUUUGACUUGAA